Chroicocephalus ridibundus (black-headed gull) is the source of this 6704-nucleotide messenger RNA. It is a transcript of the gene SH2B3, whose product is annotated as SH2B adaptor protein 3. Gene Ontology annotation, molecular function: transmembrane receptor protein tyrosine kinase adaptor activity. Gene Ontology annotation, biological process: intracellular signal transduction. The record is from RefSeq and is a predicted model, not a curated record. The coding region runs from base 496 to 2223 and encodes 575 amino acids. The transcript has 8 exons. NCBI's taxonomy places the organism in Eukaryota, Metazoa, Chordata, Aves, Charadriiformes, Laridae. Gene Ontology annotation, cellular component: plasma membrane.
CGCGGGCGCGGAUGCGAUAAGAUAAAGGCACCGGCGGGGAGGGGCGGCGCGGAGCGCUGCGCACCCGCGGAGCCGGGGCGGGCGGGCGGACGGACGGAGAGAGGAACGAACGGACGGACGGACGGACAGUCAGACGGCGCAGCCCCUCCGCUCCGCCCCCGCGCAGCCUCCGCCCUCGGCCGCGCCGCUCCGCUUUACAUAACCCGCCCGGGGCCGGGGUCCGCGUUCACCCCCCGCCGCCGCGGCUCCGCUCGGCGGAAAUGCGGAGCCGCCUGCCCCGGUUUCCUGCUUGAGCCGUGCCGUGCCGUGCCGUGCCGUGCCGUGCCGUGCCGUGCCGUGCCGUGCCGUGCCGUGCCGUGCCGUAACCGAGCUGCCCGCCCCGUCCCGCCCGCCCCGUCCCGUCCGGUUCCCGGGCGCUCCGCCGCGCUCCACCAUGGGCGAGCGGCAGCCGGACGCCUUCUCCUGCAGUGCGGCCGCCUCGCUGGAGCCACGGCAAUGAAUGGGCACGCUCUGCCGGCCGGCACGCCAGUGCAUCCCCGGGGCUGGCAUGAGUUCUGCGAGCUGCACGCCAUCAGCACCGCCAAGGAGCUGGCACGGCACUACCUGCGCUUCGCCACCGAGCACCCGCACCAUGACCUCCUGGCCGCCGAGAACUUCUCGGUGCAGUUCACUGACCUCUUCCAGCAGUACUUCUGCCACGAGGUGAAGGAGGGCUUCGCCAUGAACCAGCUCCGCAUCCUGCCCGCCGGGCCAGCACGGGAUUACCGGGACACGCACCGGCGGCACAUGGACGUCUCCUUGGGCACGGUGGCCACCAAAGCCGAGACGGAGCCGGGCGCCCGCCCCGAGCAGCCCGGCCGAGCCCCCGAGGCUGCCCCGAUGGGGCUGCGCAAGUCCUGGAGCUCGGAGGAGCUGGCGGGGCCGGCGCGGCGGCCCUUCUCGCUCAGCCAGCUGCGCAGGAGCUGGCGCAGCCUCUUCCGACGCCGUUCCUCGGACACCCUCCCCGGGGACGGGGAUGGGGAGGCAGCGGCGGAGGUGGCUCUCAAGCCGGGACUGGGCAAGCGCAUCCUGCCGUGGGGGCUGUCGCGGGAGCAGCCCCCCGAGGUGCGCAAGGAGGGGCUCCUCAAGUACGGGCUGUUGGACGAGACCUCCCUGGACAGCGGGACGCGCUGGCAGCGCUGCCGCCUGGUGCUGCGGCGAGCGGGGACGCCCGACGGCGAGGAGUACGUGCUGGAGCUCUUCGACCCCCCCAAGGGCUCCAAGCCGAAGCUGCACGCCGCCUGCUCCGCCAUCCAGGAGGUGCGGAGGUGCACGCGCCUCGAGAUGCCCGAUAACCUCCACACCUUCGUCCUCAAGGUCGCCAACGCCACCGAUGUCGUGUUCGAGGCCGGGGACGAGCAGCAGCUCAGCUCCUGGACGGCCGAGAUCCGGGAGUGUGCACACAGGGGGUCUGACAUGGGCGACCCUGAGCUCCUGGCGUGCCGGCACCCCGACCCUGCGGCCACCAGCCCCGCUACCAACACCGACAACCUCAGCCAAGGGGCGACGCCAGGGGGCCCGGGGGAGGCGGCGGGACCGAAGAUGGAGCAGUUCCUCUCCUCCUGCCCCUGGUUCCACGGGCCCAUCUCCCGCGUGAAGGCGGCUCAUCUGGUGCAGCUGGGGGGGCUGGAGGGCCACGGCGUCUUCUUGGUGCGGCAGAGCGAGACACGCCGCGGCGAGUACGUGCUCACCUUCAACUUCCAGGGCAGAGCAAAGCACCUGCGGCUGGCGCUGACGGAGCGGGGCCAGUGCCGCGUCCAGCACCUCCGCUUCUCCUCCAUCGUGGAGAUGCUGCACCACUUCCAUCGCUACCCCAUCCCGCUGGAGUGCGGCACAGCCUGCGACGUCCGUCUGUCCAGCUACGUCGUUGUCCUGCCCCAGCCACAAGCUCCCGGCUCCGGCAGCACCGUCCCCCUCUCCCUGCGCGUUCCCAGCUGGAGCCCCGAAUUCAGCCUCGCCCCCGCCGGCUCCUCCUGCCCCCGCGGCCCCGACGAGACCCCCCCGGGCCCCCCGCCGGAGCAGAUCUUCCACCUGGUGCCGCCGCCGGCCGAGCUGGCGCAGAGCCUGCGCCCCAGCGGGGCAGCCACGGCCCACGGCCCCCGGCACCGCGAUUCGGACUACGAGGUGGAGGCACCGGGCCGGGGCCACGUCCGUGCCAUCGACAACCAGUACACGCCGCUCUGACGGGUGCCGGGAUGCACUUUCGGGUGGAGAAAUCCUAGAGACCUUCUGGGAACGCCAGAAAGAAUGUACUUCGUUUCUUCCUUCUGGUUAGGGAUGAUUAUUAUAUUUUUUGUAAGGAAGGGGGUAAUUUUUCACUCCAGUACGGGUGUGCUCCCUCUCUUUGGCCUGUUAAAGGGCCUUUUAUUUUUAUUUUUUGUUGUUAUUAUGAAAGCUUUCUCAUUACUGUUUACACACGCCGCUCCUGCCUGCCUCCCUGCGUCCCGAGCAUCGUGCCAUCAGGCUCGGUCUCCCGCCUGUCCCUGACACGACAGUGCCAGGAGGAGCCGGGGUCUUGCGUUACACCCCUAUAAUUGGAGAAAGGAAAGGGGAAAAAAAAAAAAAAGGGGGGGGGGGGUGGUGGGAAAAAAAGUGGAUUCUAAAUUCAUCGACCAGUUGCUGCUCCGGGCUGCGCAACCCGCUGCCGUUGCCAAACCCUCCAGCAAAGCCCGACCUGCCGGAGCUGAGCUCCCGCGUCGGGCGAAGAUGACGAUCGCGAUCAGAGCUGGGGCUUCAUUUUUUUUUUUUUUUUAAGAUAAGGCAAAAACAGGCUUUUCUUGCUCUUUUUUUUUUUUUUUUUAACCUAGCGCAGUUGCAGUUGCUCCCCGCACCAGCCAGACGAAUACUUCGCCAUUCGCCUUGCUAAUCAAGACGUGAACACUAACUGCUCCCUCAUUAAUAAAGUCACUAGCUGAGAACUAACGCAGAGACUGACAGCAGGCGGCUCCUCCUGGUGAUGAAGGUGCUUUAUCCCGGUGGCGGAGGCAUCUUAUCCCAGCGAUGGAAGCAUUUUAGGCACAAAUCUAUAUCAGUUUUUCCCCCAAGUACUUUUUUACCUCGCCAGCACAGGUGGCUGCCCCCCCACCCGCCGCUCUCGCUUGCCUCUUUUCCCGCCCCCCCCCCCCCCCAAACACUGUGUGACCAAGAGUUUGGUGGUAUUUAAAGCUCUGCAGUGGCCUUCUGCAGGCAAGGGGGUGCCGUCGGCGUAUGCUUCCCUGCCUGGAGAAGCUUUUUCCCAGCCAAAUCCCCCUCCCCGAGCCCGCCGAGGGGCUGCACCCCCGCGAUGUGCCUUAGGUGGGUCAGUACCCCAACCUCCGCUGCCGUUUCCAGGCUGUGUGCCCCCCCCCGAGCCCCGGUGCCCUUUACCUGGGGCAGCUGGGGCGGCCGCGCCGGGAGAGGAACCGCUUCUUAGAAGCUGCCGUUAUUUUAAGAAUAAGGAAGGGGCCGGAGCCGUUGCGACAGGCGGGAGGGGAUGUUCGCCCCACUCCACUUCCAGAUUUCUCAGCGCAGCCCGCAUGGCCUUCCCCGGGAUUUCGGAUGCAAAACUUGCCUUGAAACGGCCUUACAGGAAAAAAGACUUUAAUUUUUUUUUUUUUUUUUUUUUUUUUUUUUGAAGUGGAGAUGCCCUCAGGAGCUCAUUUAGGAAUGAACUGCAAAGCAAGCAAACAAAAAGCCUCGUGGGGUCGAGUUGGGGUGUUUUGCAAACAUCUAAGCCCCUCGGCAGGGCUUUGCCGGAGCCGGCGUGCGGUGAGCCCGGUUGGUUGGCAGCCGCAGCCCGAGGAGCCGAACUCUGCUCAAGGGCAGGAACCGAAGGGGACGAUCACGGCGCUGGGGCAGAAAGGGCAGACGUAGCGCAGGCAGGAGCCAGGGGCAGACAGGGCCAAAAUAACUGGGGCCAAACGCAGGCGAGGGACCGGCCGUGAGAGCAAAUCUGGUUUUGUAAGUCGUAGCCAAAGGAUGGAGAAAGCGGACACCAUCAACUAGAGAAACAACUUAGGAUUUCCAUUUUGUGCCUCCCCGUCGCUCUCUCCCAGGCUCUCUCUGUACAUUCAGAACAGGCAAGGUCUUUUUUUUCCCCCUUUCCCUUUUCCCCUUCCCUUUUCCCCCUUCAACAAGCUGAAAACGGGCGCACGGGGAGCAUUCCCAUAUCCCGGCGGGGCCCGGCGUUUCCCGGCGCUCAGCGCACACCGUCGCGCUCGCUCUUGAAAGCGGAGGGUGAAGAGCAAACGGCAGCUCCGGCGCUGCCGAAGCCAGACAGGCUGCUGGAGAAACAAAGGCAGCCCUGUCCUCGGCUGGAGCUUCUCCGCCAUAUCCACAUCCCAUUUUCCUUCCCGGACCAGCAAAAAGGCUGCACCGAAUGGCAGGAACAUAUAGCCGGGGCUGGUUUGUGGCCGGCAAGGCGCUCCCUUCGUCGCUAAUAACUAAUUGCCCCCGGUCUUGCAUUUCUAGGGAUGAAGAAGGGAAGGGGAGGAAGCGUAGCGCAAGUUGUUGGCUCCUUCAGCUGCUUGCUGCGUGGCUCCCGGGGCACGCGUGCCUCGGAAAAACCCACACGUUAAAUCUUACGAAGGUUCAAAGAGCUGGUUUUUUUUGGUUUUUUUGUUUUGUUUUUUUUUUGUCCUGCUGAGCUCCAGGCAGUCCCAUUCAAAGGGUUCUUUCCCCAAAGGACAAGGUGACCUCACCCGAAUCACCCCAGAGCGUCUGCAAGAAGGAACGGGCUGGGAAAAGGGGUUGGAAAAGGAAUCGCUAUUCAUGGCCGGCACAGCCUGUGCCAGAUAAAUCAGAUGCUGCUGCCGCCGGGAUGGGUUGUUUUGGUGCGCCGGGGCUUAUUGUUUGAGCGCCAGCAACUAAACAUGCAUGCGCAUGUGGUAUUUUUAACCUGCCGUUUUAAUUGCAAAGGGGUUUCUCCGUAGUUUAGAUGGAAAUCGCUGCGCUUGAUUAGCAGAAUAUACAUGGAGUUCAUUAUCGCCCCGUCAGCCGCUUCCCCUCUGCAAACAAAACUCCGGCGGACGCGAGCUCCCGUUCUCCCCAGCGAGCGCUGGGGAAGUGGCUCUGAUAAAUUAUUUAAUAAGAGUUAUUUCCUUCUCGGACCUCACCACCAAGGUAGCCAAGGGCCGUUUCACCACCAAGCCGCUCCCUGCCGAGGGGCUCGUUUGGUUUAAGCUAAUUUAGCCAAGCCCAGAGCUGCUGCUCUCCCUCUCCAGCCGCCCAGCUCGGUCCCCCCCACCCAACCCCAGCUGCACCAGGACCCGUGGCACGGAUUCCGGGGCUAUUUGCCCAGCUCCUGAAGGGCUGAGUUCGAAAUCCCAUUUCUCCUAGAAACCAUCUGGCUUGUGACCCAGGUGAGAGCCUGACGCGCAGCCCUUCCUCCGCUCCUGCCAGCACCCAUCAAUCCAGGUCCUCCUCUUUAUUACAGCAGCGGGAAAAGGGCAUGAAACCGUUCCAUUAUAUGGAAUAUAAGCAACCUGAAGGAAUUUUUAUAUUCUAAAUUUAGGAAAGGAGCCUAGGGCUCAGCAGGUUUAGUUCCCUGGCCCACGUGGGCUCUUAUCGGCUUUAUGAAGUAGCAGCAUUGAGUUUUGGGAGGAGGGGAAGCCAUGGGGAAAGCCCCCGCAGGGCUGCGGGUACAGCCAUCUCCUGGGCUCCCACGGAGGAGAAAGAGCCUUUUCCUGGAGCUGAAAUAAAGUGGGAUGUGACCGCUGAGGGCUCAGCUUGGUCCUGGAGAUGGACACAUGCAACACGUUUGGAGCCAAGGCGACAAAGCCAUGACCCAAGCCCAGCUCUCGGUGCCUUUGGCUGGAGCCUUUGCCCGGUGCCCGUUGGUGCCGCUCCCCGAGGGGAGGCCCAGCAGGGAGGGAAGCCCCAUUUCAGCCGGCUACUCAGGACAGUUGUUUUUGGCAAUAAAGAUGCAAAACGGGCAGUGCCUUCGCUCUCUAGGACAGCAGGGACCUGGUUUAGUCCAUAACCUGAGUCCAGCCAGAUAUGGAAACCACCCUCCCUAUCGGUGGCUUUUGUGUGUCCCUACGGAUGACAGGUUCUGAAGAAGUUCCUGACGUGAACCAGUAUUUCAUGUCUUCGUCCAUCCCUCCCUCCCUCCCGCAACCCAGCCCUGAGAUACGGCACCAGCAAUCCACAGGAGGUCACCAAACACUGACACCCCCAUUCCCUCACCGAUGGCUUUUGCGUCAAAACUAUUUUGGGGCAAAGCUUCUAAGAGGUCCAGGUCCGGGGUGAGGCCAAAGCUCCUCAUUUCUUACAGUCUCCAGCCUACAGAACACUGCUGUCAUCCAACCAACACAGUUUUACUCUAACAAGCCUACAAAGCCUUAAAAUCUUGACUAACAGGUUUGAGUACAAUAUUCCAAAUUUUAAUUUAAGCUUGUUCAAUCUGAACAGCCCCCGACCUUCACCAGCGACUACCAGAGGUGGGGGAGGCGACUGUGCAUUCUCCGCCUUUAGCAGGAUAAUUAAAGCCAACAGUUUGUUGGAUGAAAAGCAGAUUGAUCCGAGAGUUUUACUUUUCACCUGCACAAUUCUUGUAUAGUAGGUUUUUCUAUAUAUUGUUUCUGUAUGUACUGUACAAGUAACUUAUUCUUGAAUAAUGCAGUUUUGACAUAAUAUAAAAAAAAAAAAUCUGCUCUUAAUAAACUGUUUUUAGAACUUGUUUCUCA